This is a messenger RNA of Varanus komodoensis (Komodo dragon), 930 nucleotides long. RefSeq names its product olfactory receptor 14A16-like. The record is from RefSeq and is a predicted model, not a curated record. Gene Ontology annotation, biological process: G protein-coupled receptor signaling pathway. Gene Ontology annotation, cellular component: membrane. The transcript has a single exon. Gene Ontology annotation, molecular function: odorant binding; G protein-coupled receptor activity; olfactory receptor activity. NCBI's taxonomy places the organism in Eukaryota, Metazoa, Chordata, Lepidosauria, Squamata, Varanidae. The coding region runs from base 1 to 930 and encodes 309 amino acids.
AUGGAAAACCGAACAAGAGUCAGUGAAUUCUUGCUGAAUAUAUUCCCAGAUACUCCAGAACUGAAGAUACUUCACAUCAUGGUUUUUCUCAUACUGUAUGUGGUGGCCUUCACAGAGAACUUUCUCAUCAUCACAGUCAUCAUCUAUAGCCAUCAGCUCCAUAAGCCCAUGUACUUCUUUCUGGCCAACCUCUCAUUCCAAGACCUUGGCUCUAUAUCUGUCACAGUCCCCAAAUCUGUGGCCAACUCCUUGAUGGGCACCCAAGCCAUCUCUUACUCUGGUUGCUCUUGCCAAGUUUUCUUCCUUGUCUUCUUCAUGAUAUCCCACUUCUUCCUCCUUAGUGUCAUGGCUUAUGAUCGCUACGUUGCCAUCUGUAAUCCACUGCAUUAUGAGAGUGUGAUGAACAAGAGAACCUGCAUCCAACUGGCAACCAGUGCAUGGAUUUGUGGCCUUUUUUAUGCAACACUUUAUACUGGAAAUGCAUUCUCAGUGUGGUUCUGUUCCAGUGUAGUCAACCAGUUCUUUUGUGAGAUCCCACAACUCCUUAAGAUCUCUUGCUCAGAGCCCUAUUUUCCUGAAGUUGGAGUGAUGGUACUUGGUGCUUGUUUAGGUUUCAUUUUGUUUGUGCUAAUUCCUUUUUCUUACAUUCAGAUCUUCAGAACAGUGAUAAGAAUCCCAUCUACACAAGGGAGACAGAAAGCCUUUUCAACAUGCUUGCCGCAUCUUGUUGUCAUCUCCUUGUUUGUGGUGAGUGGUUUCUUUGCCUAUUUGAAACCUACCUCCACUUCUGCAUCGGUAUUAGACCUCUUGGUGUCUAUACUGUACUGCAUAGUUCCACCAGUGAUGAACCCAGUAAUUUAUAGCAUGAGGAACAAAGAGCUCAAAAUGGCAUUGUUUAAGCUGGUUGUCAACAUUUUGUCUAAAAUGUAG